CUCGCCGGUUGUCGUUGCAGCUUGCGCAGGCGCGUUCUACUGCCCCUCAAGAGCAGCUAAACUCUGAAGCUUUAGUGGAUUGAUUUUCUCCAAAGCCCUAAACUCUGGUGGUAUCCUACUCAGCUCACCAUGGGCGACUCCUCAUCCUCAGCAUCUUACAUCAGGAUGGUUCACCAUCUGAUAGAGAAGUGCAUCUGCUUCAAUCUGAACAAGGAAGAGUGCAUGGAUGCCCUGGAGAAGCAUGCCAAGAUCAAUCCUGUCAUCACUUCCACUGUGUGGAAGGAGCUGGAGAAGGAGAACAAGGAGUUCUUCGAGACGUACAACAGGGACCGCGCGGAGCGGAACAUCGAGGCGGAGACGAUGCAGCGGAUCCAGAAGAUGCUCGCCGAGGCGGCGGCCUCCAAGACCUCCGAUGACGAGAGCUAGCUAGCAGCCAGCAGCCAGUGCAGCUAGCUGAUGACUAGAUCUAUAGAUCAGCCCGUGCAUGGCCUCAUGUCCACUGCACAACAGCUCCCCGUUAGCUCGUGAGGCCAUUAUUCCAUAAAUAGCUUAGCUACUAGCUUACUUAAUUAGCUACCAAAAAUAACGAUAUGCCUCCAUGCAUGCAUGUGCCGUGUGUUUAAUUAAGGUUAGGUGGCCAUCAAGAAACUUAUGUUUAAUUCAUGUAUGUGUAUAUAUCAGUAUAUGUGUAUUCAUGUACAAAGAGGAUGCAUAUUAUUCAACCUACAUA
Messenger RNA from Panicum virgatum (switchgrass), 730 nucleotides. RefSeq lists its product as uncharacterized. NCBI's taxonomy places the organism in Eukaryota, Viridiplantae, Streptophyta, Magnoliopsida, Poales, Poaceae. The transcript is spliced from 3 exons. The coding region runs from base 130 to 426 and encodes 98 amino acids. The record is from RefSeq and is a predicted model, not a curated record.